Dermacentor albipictus is the source of this 2729-nucleotide messenger RNA. NCBI's taxonomy places the organism in Eukaryota, Metazoa, Arthropoda, Arachnida, Ixodida, Ixodidae. The record is from RefSeq and is a predicted model, not a curated record.
CAGAGGAGUACACGCCUGAUCCCCACGCCACCACCGGUGAGAACUGCUCCAUCGACUCGAGUUCUAACAGGGAUGUCUACAAGGAUCUCUCGACUACCCAUCGUGCCUCCAGCAACAUCCGCGCCCACAAUGCCAUCUACGUCAAGUACAACGACCAGGACUCCCACGUCAACAACUACCACGACGAAGACCACGAUGAGGACGGCCACCACGACCCCCACGACGACGACCACGACGAAGACCACAAUGACGACGGCCACCAUUACCCCCACGACGACGACCACGACGAGGACGACCACCGCGACGAUCAAAAUCACCACGACGACCACGACGACCACGACCACGUCCACAACCACGACGACAACUACCCGCCCGCGAACUACCACCAGCUACCCUGCCGAUAAAGGUCCUCUACUCUGCACAAUCAAGGCUCUCAACCGCUACCCCGGACACCGAAUGCAAGAGGUCAUCAUGGAGGGUGUUCCGAACGCUACCGUUUGCGACUACAUCAUCCUCGACAUCGCGCAGUCACCGGAUGGCAGCUAUAACGCCACUUCGUACGAUCUUCUGCCUCCUACCAACAGAUACUUGUUCACGAUUGACAACAGCGGCGUUCACGAGUAUGUGGAGAGCAUCAUCAGCAGCAGGAAGUUCAUCGAAAGCGUCCGGCUGAUAUAUAAGGUUUUACCUAUAAAAGGAUGUGGCCUGUUCGAGGAGCUUUCCUCUGCCGGAAGUACCUACACUCCAGCCGAGGUCACCUCACUUAAAUCCAUAUACAAGACGCUGCACGAGAAUUUGAAAAUUGAAGUUGGCAUAAAAACGCCGUUCACCUUCUACGCUUUCAGGCCAUACAAACUUGCACCCAAUUUUGCUACCUAUACACAAUUCAUGCAAAGUAUCAGCGGGAUGGCAAGUGUGAUAAUCAUUCUGACUAUUACGGAGGCCGGCAACAGCCAGCCGGAGCCGCCAGGCGCUUGGGACAGCAGCUGCCUGUUCUUCGAUUCGCAAACCAGAAUAGAGGAUGCGGUGCGGCUUAUCAGCAUGGUGACACCGCCCAUGAAUAUGUUUGCCCUCGCAAUAAGCUUUCGAAUCGACAUUUUUCCAAAGGUUCAACUCUCUGAAAUUCGCCAGAAGACAACUACGCCGGGCCUGGAACGCGUGGGAGGCAGCAGUAAUCACAUAAUUCAAGAAUUUAAAUCUGUAUGCUAUGCAAAUGUGUACAAAAGCGACAUGAAAGGGGCGAACUUCAAGUACUUUCCAGACGGCUGUUGCACUUUCGCCAAAUUCUCCGAUCCCUUCCAUAGCGGAGUUGCUUCUUUUGAAACGGCUCUAUCUAUACAGGAUAAGAUCAACAAGACGAACGAGAAACUCCAGCAGCUGAACCUCGUUUCCACCCACGUAGUUGGAUGGCUGGCUCAUAACCUUACGUUUAACCUCGCCCCACAGGAAUGCGGGGGCCAAGCGAACCGGCUCCUCAAGAUGCGUGAAGCGAUAGGCUGACCGCACAGCGGCUUCUCAUGGUCGAUGAAUGGUGCAGCCAUACAUAGGGCUCCUUUUCAAGCUGCAAAUUGUGAAAAGACACGCUGAAAUAGCUGACGCAUCAUCUCGCCAACGAGACAAUAUUGUACAGGGGAACGCCAUAGAGGACAAAAAAAAGAGACUAUCACAAAUAGGAUAUAACGACUCAUAAUUCGGAUGUCACGCAACUAUACGAGCGUAAUACUUUCAGAAGUAACUGAUACACUUGAUGAAAUGUGCACACGCGUCCUCUUUAUUGGCGCAAGUAGCGCAAAUUGUGAUUUUCGUGCUUUUAGCAAUGAGUGGCUGGAGUUAUCACUUUGUUUGUGUCGUCAGGUUUUGAUCAUUGCAGCGUCCACCGCAGCCUUCUAGACUUUCUAGUAGUGUAUGUGCGGGUACGCCAUAGAGGACAAAAAAAAAGAGACUAUCACAAAUAGGAUAUAACGAUUCAUAAUUCGGAUGUCACGCAACUAUACGAGCGUAAUACUUUCAGAAGUAACUGAUACACUUGAUGAAAUGUGCACACGCGUCCUCUUUAUUGGCGCAAGUAGCGCAAAUUGUGAUUUUCGUGCUUUUAGCAAUGAGUGGCUGGAGUUAUCACUUUGUUUGUGUCGUCAGGUUUUGAUCAUUGCAGCGUCCACCGCAGCCUUCUAGACUUUCUAGUAGUGUAUGUGCGGGGGGAGGGGGGUUGGUUUGGAUUGCUGCGCACUGGAUUGUCCCAGCGCUGACGCGUUCGCAUGUCAUAGGGAGGCGGGGAGGGGUGAAGUCGGGCCCCCAAGGCCCCUCCUAUAGACUUGAAGGUGUCGCUCUUGCUUUCGCAAGGAGCAACUGGAGGCGCAGCGUUUAUUUCGCUAAAGAUAGAUACUCCAGAUCGGCAGCAAAAAUGAAAAGUUAACGCAAAGGAACUGAAGUGACGGAAAAAACGUAAGAAAAUUCUGUCACCGAUAUUAAAACAUGCAAGGCUCCAUGCACACUGGACCUGCAAUGUGGGUAGCAAACUAAAGGCACCUCAUGCAGUAAACUGUAUCAGCUAUGGCUUCCCAAUUGGUUUAGCUGGCGGGUCGCAAAACAUUGUGCUCGGCGAAGUAUCAGUCGUAUCCCAUCGCCCAAUCACUGAUAAAUAUACAUCAUCAUCAUCAUUUAUUUUUUCCUUAAGGACCCUUGUCGGGGUAUUACAUAAGGGGGUUACAGAAGAUAAGGAUAGAAACAAA